Dentiscutata erythropus is the source of this 2226-nucleotide messenger RNA. Lineage: Eukaryota; Fungi; Glomeromycota; Glomeromycetes; Diversisporales; Gigasporaceae. The record is from the annotation of a GenBank genome assembly.
AUGACGCGGCAAAAUAUUUCCCAGAGUGUACAGAGAGAUACUACUUCUCUUCAAAAUAUUUCUGUUAAUACACAGAGAAGUGUUUCUCGAAUUAUCAAUCAAAAUAAUACUCUUCCUGACAGACUUCAAGAUAUUCAAAAAAAUAUUACAAAUUGUCAAGAAAAUUGUCAGCAAAUAAUUGCAGAUGAUGAUGCUCUGCGCGAAACUUUUAAAGAUGUUCAAACAAAGUUUAACUAUCAUCCUUAUAUUACCCCGCCAGAUACUCCAUGUGAAGAUACGUCUCCAUACUAUAAGUCUGAAAUUCAAACGAUCCAUGAAGAUGAUGAUAUUCCGUGUACUUUGCAAAACUCUUUACAGAGAAUGACUCUUUAUGAUAUUGUCGAAAAAGUUGAGCUAGAAGCUCAAUAUGACUUAUCACCAUCUGAUACUUUUCUGUUAAGAUCCCCAUUUACUCGUAGGUCUAGCGAAUCACGGGAAAUUUCACAUCUCAAUUUGAAAAAUCCUUCUCAUAAUGUUCAAUCACGAAUUCCAUCUCAUUGUUUCAAAGCUAUUUUGGAAUUUCUUAAGGAUGACAUAUCAACUCUUUACACUUUUCUUUUUGUCGAUUCUUCAGUCUGUCAACUCGUUAUUCCUUUGUUAUGGCGUCGACCUUUUCAUUAUGCCGUUUCGAAACCUCAACUUGUCGGUGCAAGUCUAAUUCAAACUUACUUAUCUUUUCUUUCUGACAAUGAAAUUGGUCGAUUGAUCGAUUCUGGAAUUCAACUGCGUUCUAUUUAUAAGCCUUCGUUUAAUUAUGCAAAACAUAUUCAAGAAUUUGAUUCUUAUAUGGUAGAAAGAGCCAUCAAAGAUUGGAUGCUCAUAAUGAAUCCUCGUUAUUCUGACUCUAUACACAAAAUACAAAUCAUCAAUCAAGUUUUAAGUAAUAUGCUUUUUCGUCACUCUGGGGGCCUAAAUAUUUUGACCAUUAAUCCUGAUUAUGAAGAUGAAAAAAUCUUUUUCGACAUUUCACAGUUUCCGGGUGCAAGAGAUGCAUUAUCUAAAAUUCGAAAUUUCAUAUUAGAUUAUCAUGUGCGUUAUGCUUCUUCCGAGGCUGGUGUUUCAAAACUUGUCACCAUGAUGUCUCAAUAUGCUCACAAUUUACAACACAUUUCUAUUAAGAUUGGUUACCUGGAUGAUCCCGUUCCUCCUAUUGUUCAGUCAUUAUCGAAAUUAAUCAAAACUCAAAAAGCAUUAAGAUCUAUUGAAAUUGAAAAUAAUUGGGAUCCUUCAAAAAUACUUUUGAUAUAUUCAUCAAUUCAUUGUCAAUUUCAAAACUUGACAAAAUUAUCUUACACCGGUUUGCUAAUCCCAGAAGCAUUUAUGCAACUAUUGUCUACUUGCACAAAAUUAGAGACGUUGGAAUUUGAUGGAUUUUAUAAUAUACAAAAAUAUUCUUUUGCUGAUUAUGUCCUUCCUCCUAAUCGUUUCUCAAUCAAGAACCUUAGUUGUCGUGCUGAUCUUUCAAGCAUUCAUCCAUUUAAUGCGACGAAAGCCGAUACUUUAGGAAUCAUCAUUCAGAUGACUAACAAAAAUUUACGAAAUUUAAUGUUGGGUGGUAUUACUACUGAUAUCUUGGAUAUAAUUGCUACGUAUUGUCCAAAUUUAACGAAGUUAUAUAUUAAAGGUCCAGGCUCAAAAUUACAGUUAUUUAGAAAACUAUUAACUGGAUUAAAGAACCUUGUGGAAUUGGAUUUAGGUGAUAUUCAUGAUGACGCUACUUACGUGAAUCCAAUUGAUUUAACUACUAUAAAGAUUAUAGCAGAGAGUAUACCUAGUUGUGUACGAAAAUUUGGUGUACAUUUUUCGAUGUCUUCCAAAGGAUUACGACUAUUUCUUGAAAAUUGUGUAGCAAAGUUUGAAGUCAUUAGUUUAUUCAGAAAUAGUAUGAUUAAUGACGAUAUUUUGGACGUCUUGGUUGAAUAUGCGAAAUUGAAGGGUACGCUUCGAAUGAUUAGCUAUUUUCCUGAAGCUUGGAUUAGGUUUGGGCAAAAUUUUCAAGGUUUUUCUGGCGAGGCUUUAGAGAAGGCAUAUCGGUGGAUUCCUGUUAUUAGAAAGGAAGCCAGAAAUGAAAAGCGUAUACAUGGUAAAUUAUACUUUUAUUUGAUUUUUAUUUGGAUACCAUCUUUAUUGAUACUUCUUGCCUUAUUAUUUUAUCUCAACGAUAUGCUUGCUUUUUUCUUUUUUUAA